CCUGGGAAGCGAGAACACUGUCGGCGACGGAUGAAAAGGAAUGCUGGCAAUUAACAAUAAAUUCUUUUGGAAUUUGUGUCGUCAUUGCGAGUGUGACUGAAAUAAGCGAGGACAGUGACUUUCUGCUACAAUGUGUUGCGAAAAGUUACUGAUCGGGCUCUGAAUUUCAGGAAUUACUGCAGUUAAACGAGGUUGCCGUGCCGUGCAAGUGCACUUGUUGCGACUUGCAUAAACACCUGUUCCUUGUCCAACAACAGUUAGCGGUUCAGUCAGUCAACAACUGCAAAAAUUCGAGUGUUUUACUGCUAGGGCACUCGGUCUUGUGUGCGGUUCCUGGUGGUAAUUUUACCGGCUGAGGGAUCACACUCACAGGUACCUGUUUACUCCUUGGUCCUGGAGGAACACAGAGACCAGCAGGAUGUCGAGUGGGGGAGAAUCUGUGAAGGUGGCAGUUCGAGUGCGGCCCUUCAACACAAGGGAAAAGGACAGAGGGGCUAAACUUGUCGUAGAAAUGAAAGGAGCAACUACAAAAUUGCACAGUCUUGAUGGUGAAGAACCCAAAACAUUCACAUUUGAUUACUCCUACUGGUCACAUGAUGGCUUCACAGAGCAGCCUGAUGGUAUCCUGGCUGCUAACCCUGGCAGUAACUAUGCAUCGCAACAGAACGUCUUCAACGAUCUGGGCCAAGGGGUCUUGGACAAUGCCUUCCAAGGUUUCAAUUGCUCGCUGUUUGCCUAUGGUCAAACAGGCUCUGGCAAGUCGUACUCUAUGGUGGGCUAUGGGCCAAACAAGGGCAUUGUUCCAAUCACCUGUGAUGUCCUCUUCAAGACAAUAGAAAGUGGCGAUGGCAAAGUGAAAUAUGAAGUCACAUUCUCCAUGCUGGAGAUCUAUAAUGAGCAGGUGCGAGACCUCUUGCAAAAGACCAACCCCAAGGGUGGCCUGCAGGUCCGACAGAACCCCAAGGAGGGCCUGUUCUAUGUCCAGUCACUCAAGAAGGUGGCCGUGGGGAGCUACAGGGAGAUCGAGAACAGGAUUGAGGAGGGUACCUCUAACCGGACAGUAGCUGCCACCCAGAUGAAUGCCACAAGUAGUCGUGCUCACACCGUAGUUACCAUCCAGUUUGACCAGAUCAGCAAGAACGAUGUUGGGCAAGAGACAAAGAAGACCAGUGUCAUCAACCUGGUGGAUCUGGCAGGAAGCGAGCGUGCAGACAGCACAGGCGCCACUGGAGACAGACUCAAGGAAGGGGCCAACAUCAACAAAUCACUGUCAUCACUGGGUAAUGUCAUUUCGGCCUUGGCUGACCUGUCUAUGGGAAAGAAGAAAGUACUUGUUCCCUACCGUGACUCAGUGCUGACCAAACUCCUGCAAAAUGCUCUCGGUGGCAACAGCAAAACUAUCAUGAUUGCUGCCCUCUCCCCUGCGGACAUAAACCACGACGAGACCCUAAGCACACUGCGUUACGCAGACCGGGCCAAGAAGAUCAAGAACAAAGCAGUAGUCAACGAGAACCCCGUGGAGAAGCUGAUCCGCGAGCUGAGGGAAGAGAACGAGAGGUUGAAGAAUGCCAUGUCAGGAGGCGGGAUUGUAGCACCAGAAGGGGGCGUGAACAUGACACCUGAAGAGAAAGAGAAGAUGAGACAAGAGAUGAUGGAAGAGAUCAGGGCCCAGCUGAUGGCCAACCAAGAGGCUAUGGAAGACUUUGACUGGGACAAAAAGCAUGAGCAACAAAUGCAAGAGGAGGAUCAGGCAGUGGACCAGAAGGCCAUCGUACAGUCUCGGCGCAACAAAGAGCCUCACUUUGCCAACCUCAACGAGGACCACAUGCUAAGCAAUGUGGUCUUCCAUUUCUUGGGCGCCAGUGAGACGACGAUCGGAAGGAAGGACGCCGACCCCCCACCGACCAUCAUGCUGAGUGGACUUAGUAUCUCCAAGCAGCACGCCAUAGUCACUAACAAUGAUGGCGAGAUCACCCUGCGUCCUUACAGCUCCAGCUGUAAGAUCAAGGUCAAUGGUGUGCCGCUGGCUGGUGCCCGCACGCUGGAGCACCUGGACCGUGUAAUGUUCGGCUCCAACCACCUGUUUGUCUUCCACAACCCACUCAACCCCAAGGCCCCCGAGGGCACACCACCCGUGGUGGAGUGGGAAUUUGCCCAGAAGGAGCUGGCGGAGGCCAGGGGGUUGAUGGCCGGCGGAAAUCUCACGCAAGAUCAACAGAGGACGCAGGAUCAGAUCGUUGAGUUGCUGCCCAUGGUCAAUGAGGUCAACGCUGUCAGUGAGGAGUUAGACAAACACAAGAGCUUUGAGAUAGUGCUAUUGAGCGAGGAGGCACAGGAGGGCACAAACAGGGAAACAAAAGUUAUGGUGAAAAUGAAAGACCUCCUGAACCAAAACAGUUGGCUGUGGGAGAGAGGGAAGUUCAUCAAUCGUAGAUACGUCGUACAGGAUCUGUACCAGAGGUACAUUGACGGCGAUGAGGAUGUCUUGAAACUACCUAAAGAAGAGGACCCAUUCUGGGAGCCACCUGAGGAUGUGCUGAUUGGCACGGCCAAUGUCUUUCUCCAGAGUCUUGGCUAUUACUUGGACUUUGAUGACAAGGUUGCAGUCACUGACUUCAAGGGUAAGGAAGAAGGCUCAUUGGUCGUUAAUAUCACCCCAUGCAACCAGAAUGGUCAACCAAUCGGAGAAGAUGAGUUUGUGGAUGACCCUAAUGAGCUGCUGGGAAAACCUUACCAUUUCAAGGUAACUGUACGCAAUGGGGAGAUCCACAAGUCUCGCUUCUCCCACGGCCUGAAGGUCAAAUAUAAGUGUUACCAAGAGACAGAUUACACCUGGACGACAGAGAAGAGAGACACGCUGUCCCCGGAGUGGAAUCACAGCCGCAUUGUCUCCAUACCCAGCACCACCGAGGACGUCCUCAGUUACUUUGAGAACAGCAGCAUCAAGUUCAGUGUCUACGGCCGGCAGAUUGACACGGCGCCGGACAACAAGUUGACCAAACUAACUACCAAGGAGCUUCGGCAGAUGGAAAACAUGCAAGAUUCUGGCCGCAAGGCACACAUCAGUUCCACCGCUGUAGAAGCUGAUGGGCAGGAUGAAGUGGGGCAGAUCAAAGGAGAACUCCUCCUGCUGAAAAGGAAGUUUGAGAGGCUGGAAAAGAAGGAACGUCGGCUACAGGAGAUCUGCAAGCAAUGGGAGGAGAAGCCAGUUGAAGAGCAGCAGUUUGAGCCGUUCUUCCGCUCGGUCUCGGCAGUGGCUUUCAGUACAGGCACCAAGCUCAAGACCAGAGUGCACAUGCUGAACAAAGAGGAUACCGUCAGCGUGUUCAGUUUUGAACUCGAAGACCCGUCAUCGGUAAAGGCCCAACAAGCAAUCAAAGAGGAACCCGAACCUGCCCCUAAAAAGAAAGAUGAUGUCACGCCCCCUCCCUGCAGCAGAGCGGAGCCGCAGCUGGUGCCGCUGACCAAUGGGGAAACCGCAAUGAAAGGACAGGUGCCUAACAAGGGCAAACAGGAUGCGGUGAACGGAGGCAAGGUGGUCCAGACCAAUGGAGAUCCAAGAGCUCAAGGGGGUAGCAAGGCCUGUGCCAUCAUGUGAUUAGGGCAUCGGGGAUUCUGCAAGCUGAGUGCGCCACUCAGAAACAAGUCUCUAGGUUACAAAACCAUUCUGUUUGGUACAGCGAUUUGUUUUGGAAAUCAAGAUGUUAUAACCACGGAGUGUGAAUAUCAGUUUGUGGCAAUGGCAAUCACAUGACACUAAGACGAUUGCAAAAGGAUUUGUAUGAAGCAAAAAUCCUUGGCUUGCAAUUUCAGAAAACUAAAACAAGUGUGUGUCAAAAUUUGAAAAAUCAAAUAAUCCCCAAAAGACUCUUUUUGGAUCUGGCCAGAUUUCACACUCUGACAUGACAGAUCACUACAAACAGAGUGGUGAAGGUGAUGGUUGCCAGUCCUGAAACUUGCACAAUGUAUCAUCGUGAUAAAUGGAAAAUCGACAUUAAAGUCCAAGAUGACUAACAUCAUUGGGAACACACAUGAUCAACUGAUAUUUUUGUGUUACUUGUACAGUUUAAACGUAGGUGAAA
Acanthaster planci (crown-of-thorns starfish) is the source of this 4082-nucleotide messenger RNA. RefSeq names its product kinesin-like protein KIF28. Gene Ontology annotation, molecular function: microtubule motor activity; ATP binding; microtubule binding. The record is from RefSeq and is a predicted model, not a curated record. Gene Ontology annotation, biological process: microtubule-based movement. NCBI's taxonomy places the organism in Eukaryota, Metazoa, Echinodermata, Asteroidea, Valvatida, Acanthasteridae.